Penicillium soppii is the source of this 501-nucleotide messenger RNA. RefSeq lists its product as uncharacterized. The record is from RefSeq and is a predicted model, not a curated record. Bases 1 to 501 code for a protein of 166 amino acids. The transcript has a single exon. Lineage: Eukaryota; Fungi; Ascomycota; Eurotiomycetes; Eurotiales; Aspergillaceae.
AUGCUCCCCCAGCAGAUAUUCCUGCUAGGAAAAUUGACUACUUGGCCGACAACAUUAUCUUUGGAGGCAGAGUGGACACGGCGAAAUGAGGCUGUGGAGGCUGUCCGCAUGUAUUGCGACGUGCGCGAGGGUGGGCCUCGCCGCGGUCGACGGCGUGCUAGGCAACCGCCGUCUACUACAAACGAUAUGGCAGUGAAAGAUAUUUCAAAUUCUGAUCCCACAUCCGACCAAACGCUAUCUUUGCCAUCAGAGGAAGAUAUGCGAGAGGCAGAGAUACAUAUUCGAACGGCCAUCAAACCAUUGGGAUGCUUCCAAUGCCACGGAAAUUCGGACGAACCGGAUGAACGUCGAAUGAAACAUUAUUCUCGCCACAACCACCUUUUGCGUCAUUUUAGAGCCACGCAUUUGGACGACCGUCACUGCAACUACUGCAAUAAUGCGAUUGAGCAUGAAAUGGAGUUGAGACGGCACGCACAUGACAAACAUCGUCUUAAAACCUAA